This is a messenger RNA of Archocentrus centrarchus (flier cichlid), 1208 nucleotides long. RefSeq lists its product as uncharacterized. Bases 61 to 675 code for a protein of 204 amino acids. Lineage: Eukaryota; Metazoa; Chordata; Actinopteri; Cichliformes; Cichlidae. Gene Ontology annotation, molecular function: protein binding. The record is from RefSeq and is a predicted model, not a curated record. The transcript has 5 exons.
AGAGGAUUAGUGCUGCAGGUAUUUAAGCUCACAGCAAGUGUGUGUAUGUGAACAGACAGCAUGCAGCAGAUCUACAGACACAGCAACGAACAGUUUGAGGUUUAUACCACCGUCUUCUCCCCCCAGGUCUGCAGGUCGAGGGCGAGGACGAGACAUGUGGGAGUGGAAAAGAUGGUGGUGGUGAGGAUCCAGUACCGGGCCCGCUGGUCGAAGGAGCUGGAUCUAAACCAGGGGGACCUGGUCCAGGUUCUGUUUAAGGAGGACGCAGUCUGGUGGUUCGGGCGGCUGCAGAAUGGCCACGAGGGCUACUUCCCAGCCACCUGUGUGGAGCCGCUGCAGGGCGGAGCCCCGUCCACAGCCACGCCCACCCUGCUGAGGAGAGGCUCGGUGCCGGCAGUUGUACCAACCGCAGGUGCCCCUUGUGGCUGCACAAGUGGUCGCAGCACCCCAAAGCUGCUCAGGAAAAACAGCAUCCGCCGUCCACUCGGCCUCGACGGUCCCUCGGCGGCAGGGUCUGGAGGCUCCUCGGCGGCUUUGCAUGGCUCUCCGAGCCUGCUCCACCGAGUCCUGGCCAAAUCCAGGAGGAAGAGCUGCCCCCAUCUUCCCCACAUCCCCCACAUCCCCAGCCCUGCCCGGGAUGCCGGUUCUGUGAACACGGCCUUCCAGCCAGACUAGACCUGAGUUCAGAUCGAUUUUCUGUUACUCCUCACUCUGCUCCUGACCCCCAACCCUGAGCCUGAAGACAGGGGUCAGGUCCAGGUCACCGCGGGGACCUCCUUCAUCUGCUCAAGUCUCUCAGGUCAGAUCUGAGCCGAGCCUGAUGCAACUCCAUGUUUCAGAGGCCGAUCGAGUCAACUCUCAAGUCCAAAACCUCCCAGUCAGCUCAGAGUCCUCAAGGCCGAGUCCUCAUCCCUGAAGUCAGUCUCAGUUUAGACAUGAGGAACCACCAGGACUUCAAAAGUGAUAAAGAACCCUCCCAGUUGGGACGAAGCCAACUCAUCGUUGCUGUGUUCACAUUUCGUUCAAACUCAGAAGCUGAUCAGAGACGGUCACCGAGAUUUCUGACUCGGCCCUGAGAGCACAAAAUAGAUCCAGACACUCGUCCCAGCUUCAUCACUUUAUUAAAACAGGAAACCCACUUUGUUUUUGUUUCAAUUCACAAGUUUGAUGUUUAAAAGUGAAAUAAAAGUGUUUCAAGUCCAUUCAAA